Molecule: messenger RNA, 919 nt
Organism: Biomphalaria glabrata
Lineage: Eukaryota; Metazoa; Mollusca; Gastropoda; Planorbidae
Exons: 2
Coding region: 115-756 (213 amino acids)
Source: RefSeq, a predicted model, not a curated record
GAUGGCCACCUCCAUGCAUAAAUAACACUAUAUACUCUAAAGUCACACAGUCGAAUUCGAGCUGUCUGUAUUUACUGGUGAGUGUAGCGCUUUUUCAAGACUAAUUUCUUCACAAUGAAAACUUGGAUAACUUUAGGAUUAAUGAAAAAGAGAGUGAAUAAUAAAUUCAAAUAUGUUUAUAUUCUGAAGAGAGGAAAACCAAUUAGAAAGACAUCUUUUUGUAGAAACUCACAUCCAUCAGCUUUAAAAGACUUUUUGAAGAGAAAACUAAAGAAUCCUUUAACACAGAGAAUCGGAUUUCUUCACGGAAUACAUCAGGUUUUAAACAUGGCUUCUAUGUACUGCAGGAAGUUUAUAGUACCAGAGAUUAAAGAGUAUUGCGGAACUGAGAGAGAUAGAGACAUUCUGAAUCUUAAAAUUGCAUUUAUAUCACAGAAAUUAAAUCUCUUCGAUUUAGAUGAUUUAGUUGAAGGAAUUCACUACUUUGGCUGUAAAAAGGAAAAUCUCAAUAAAGAAAUGUUCAGCGCUGUACAGUUUUUGAAUAACCUAGAUAUACCACGUUGUCCAUGUAAUAAUUCCAUUUACUCUCACUACUACGAAAAGAUGGAGAAAUGUCUCACCAAAGACAAUGUUGCCUUCAGUUCCGAAUAUUUAAGUUCUCAAAGACUACAGAACAAAAGAUCAUUUUUUCUUACACUCCAGAAAAGUAAUAACACUCUGUUUGUAAAAAACCCUAAGCAAUAUAGCUGGAGAUGAAAAUAGUACAAUAAUGCUUGGUGUCUGUUUCUGUUAGCUAAGUUUUGAUGUGUGCCUGUUUUAACAUGUAUUUAUAGAGAUAUUUGAUUCGAUAGAGGAUAUUCUAUUUGUUAAAUUUACAUUUAGGUCUACACAUUUAUUAUUAAUAUAUCCUUGCAAAUAA